Molecule: messenger RNA, 2551 nt
Organism: Aphanomyces invadans
Lineage: Eukaryota; Oomycota; Saprolegniomycetes; Saprolegniales; Verrucalvaceae
Exons: 10
Coding region: 29-1567 (512 amino acids)
Source: RefSeq, a predicted model, not a curated record
UCGUCGGUGAUACGUUGCCCACCACAGCAUGAAGCAAGUGCAUGUGCUGGGAACCCACGAGCACAAGGCGGUGACGUGGCAGGAUGCCCUCAACGAAAUCUACGACGCCAACCACGAUAGCCACGAUCGCCCGCUCACGUUUCUCCUGGCGACAUACAAGCUCCAAGAGCGCGUGUACGUCCAACGUGAAUUUGAACAGAUCAUGGCGAGCGUCAAGAUGGACCCGAACUUGCUCUUCUUUGAAGAGCCCCACGAGCAGCACUACGUCGCGUUUUUGAACCGGAUCAAUCGCCGACGCGUGCAGCUGUGCUUUUCGGUCGGGGCGGUCGCGUGCUUUUACUAUUUCUACUACGAAGUGCACUUCCUCAACGCGUAUCGACUGGCGGCGCGAGAUGACGACGCCGACAUGGACAAAACGAUUUCAGGCCCGAGCGAAAUUGCACUCUACUGGCUCAGCUUUGGGCUGAUCGUCCCGACGUUUGGGGUCGGCGUCGCUGCAACGUUCGUGCCGUGGGGAAGGCGGCGGCUCGAAAGCAUUGUCACGUUUGUCUACCUUGUCGUGGCCAUCGGGCUCAUUGCCAAAAAGUGCAUCCAGCAAGCCAAGGGCCCGAUCUACGCCCUCGUCAUUCUCGUCAUUCCGCUCUUCAACGUGACCCGCAUGCGGUUUGCGUACUCGGCAGCGGUCGGAUGGGCCAUCGUGAUCAUCUACUUGACUGUCGAAAUGGCCGCGGGCCCGGACACGUCGUCCAAAACUGUGUUCACGUCGCUCAACUAUUCCAUGAGUGUCGUGGCAGGGAUGGUCUCGAGCUACCAAAAGGAGCUGCUCAAACGGCGGAACUUUGUUCUCGGCCUCAACUACUCUGGGAGCCCCGACGACGUAUCGUCUCGGAUUCAUAGCCCGUAUUACGCCAAGGAAGUGCUGUGUCGCCGAUGGACGCAAGCGUUCAAGCAUUCGGAUUUGGAAAGACGCUUCUACCGAUUUUGGUACCUCUUGGACGCCAACGCGUACGAGAGCGUGAAUGCUGGCAUAUUGCACCGCACGGCGUAUGCUUCAUGGAGGUAUCCCCUGACAGGAGUGUGCUUGAACCAAACGGUGUUGGUCCUGCAGGACGUGACCAACUUGUACGGGACGACGACGCAGCUCAUUUCGCUCGCGUUUCGCCUCGGCUGCAUCAUACCAGGCUAUGUCUUUCUCUUUGCAUCGAUGAAAUACUUGAGCCAGCUGUACACAACCAAGUGGGUCGAAUCCGGUCGGAUCCGAGCCAUCCCAUCGCUCAUCAUGAAGUCGGCGCACCAGUCGCGCCACUGGCGCAAACAGCCUCGUCGCGGGUCGUUUCGUUGGCUUCAAGGCACCGUCAAGGCCAUGCGGAAGCGGCUGUCGAAGACAAUCGAGCGCUACCUUCUCAAUAUGCACAGAGGGUACGCUCCGACCGUCCAGUACAUCACGUCCGCAGUCGUCUUGAUGCACAUCUCCCUCCUCGGUACGCAUGCAUUGAUCCAUCCUGGGUGGCGCGCAAACCUGACCAAGGCCGUGGUCUGUCGUGGCCAGGCACACUCGUCGUCUUAAUCGCGAUCCAUUUUGGACGGCGCGACAUUUACUCGGUGUACUUUCAAGGGCUGCUCAACGCGACCAUGUUUUCCCAUCGGUCGACCUUCCGCCUGCGGUGCGUCGCCAUCACGUUGUCGUCGUUGGUCAUCGUCGAGCGGUGUAGGUUUGCGUAUUCGGCGCCAGUGACUAUCGCGACGUGCCUGGCAUUCAUUGCGGCGACUUACUCGGUCCUGCCGCGGCGCGUCCACUUGGAGUACGCGACGUACUUGUGCAUCGUGCAGUUGCUCGGGAUGAUCGUGUCGUACGAGGAAGAGAAUCUCCGACGGUGAGCUGCCCCGACGUAUUCAUGGACAAGUCACCGUGGGGAUGUAUCGCUCGCCCAGGUCUUUCUUCAUCAAAAAGUCAUUGCGGGCCCUCGAAUUUCGAGCGAAUUUUCAAAUCCGCACGAUGGUGUCGCCGUGGAUUCGGGCCAAGAUGGUCCAGCUUGGCCGUCAGGCCAAGGAUGCGGUCCGCGACAGCGCCGACGAGAACCGCAGCGUUGUUCACAACCCGCGGCCGCUCCCCACGACCCCGACGCAGGACUCGUCAAGCAACUUCUUGACUGACAAGAACCUGCGGGACCUCCAGUCGCGCCUGAAUCGAAACCACGUUGUCAUCACCAACAUCCGACCGAGGUUUUCGCAAGCAUCCAAGUACGCAGUCUACACGACGUGCGGAAACCUGUGCGUCGCCCUUGGUCAAGUCGUCUACUUUCUUGUCACGAACAAAUAAGUUGUCGUCGCCGCUUUGUCGUUCGGCCGUCGGUGAUGUUUGCUCGUGUGACCGUUCGUCGUUGGGAUGAAAAGUGCGCUGAAAGAGUGCCAACCGGUCCAGAAUAGAUCAAGGUACAAUGCUCAAAUGCAAUACUGCACGCUCCUGCACGUGCCAAGGCGUUGCGCAGCAUGGAGGAGCUCGUCGGCAGCUUUGCGACGACGCCUUGGCACUGAGAUGGAAAUAUUCUAG